Messenger RNA from Panonychus citri (citrus red mite), 1251 nucleotides. RefSeq lists its product as uncharacterized. The transcript has 2 exons. Gene Ontology annotation, cellular component: cytosol. The coding region runs from base 1 to 1167 and encodes 388 amino acids. Lineage: Eukaryota; Metazoa; Arthropoda; Arachnida; Trombidiformes; Tetranychidae. The record is from RefSeq and is a predicted model, not a curated record. Gene Ontology annotation, biological process: formaldehyde catabolic process. Gene Ontology annotation, molecular function: zinc ion binding; S-(hydroxymethyl)glutathione dehydrogenase [NAD(P)+] activity.
AUGUCGAAUGUUGGUGAAUCAAUAGAUUGUCGAGCUGCUGUUUUAUGGGCUCCUAAAGGACCGUUGACUGUUGAAAUGAUAACAGUGCGACCUCCAAGUAGAUGCGAGGUUCGAGUUAAAAUAAUCGCCAGUGGUGUUUGUCAUUCUGAUUUAAUUGAUUAUUCAGAAUCGGGAAUGGCUUUGGGCGAAUCAAUGUUUCCUUAUGUUCCUGGUCAUGAAGGAGCUGGAAUAGUUGAAUCGAUUGGUGACAAUGUGACUAAUGUUACGAUUGGAGAUAAAGUGCUUGUAAUGUUUUUCGGUAAAUGCGAAAAAUGUUCAGAUUGUGAUAAAGGAAUAGCUAAUUAUUGUGGAACCAGCAUGUUGAAUGCUCAAAUAAACAUCGAAACAAGUGAGAUCCCAUUCACAGUUAAAGGUGAACCAUGUUAUCGUUUGUUUGGUGCAAGUACUUUCUCAGAAUAUACUUUAGUUGAAGCAGAUCGAGUGGUCAAGAUUGAUCAAGAAGAUGUUGAUCUUAGGAAAAUUUGUCUGAUAGCAUGUGGAAUAUCAACCGGAUAUGGAUCAGCGGUAAACAUUUCUCGAGUUACCAAAGGGUCAAGUGUUGCAAUAUGGGGAUUAGGAACACUUGGAUUAGCUGCUGGUCUUGGUGCAGAUCAUUGUGAGGCAUCAAUGAUAAUUGGAAUCGAUCUUAAUUCAGAUAAAUUUCCAAUCGCAAAAAAAUUUGGUUUCACUCAUUUUGUUAACCCAAACGAACUCGAAUCUGGUAAGACAAGUGUUGAUGCGAUUAAGGAUCUUACAAGUGGAAAUGGUGUUGAUCAUACUGUUUGUUGUGUCGGUGCUACAAUUGCGAUGAAAGAAGCCGUUGAAUCGUUAGUACCUAAGGUCACAUCGAGAGCAGCAUUGGUUGGAUUACCUGUUCCAGGGGCUACAUUUCCAAUCUCUGCAGCCGAUGUUUUCUGUGGUAUAACAAUCACUGGCGGACUUUAUGGUAACUACAGACACGAAGACAUCCCUGGUCUAAUAGACUUAGUUCGUACUGAUAAAAUUGAUCUAAAUAAAUUCAUCACAUCCAACCGACCCUUAGAGGAGAUUAAAGAAGCAUUUGACGAUCUGAGUGCUUCGAAGGUCCUAAGAACCAUAAUCGUUCUGGACGAAAACUAUUCUACAUAAAACUAUUUCACCACAACUUCAGUCAUUCCAAUCAACCCCGAACGUAUUAGUCAAAUAACUGGUAGAUCUUGAAGAAAUGUAAUU